Molecule: messenger RNA, 627 nt
Organism: Dibothriocephalus latus
Lineage: Eukaryota; Metazoa; Platyhelminthes; Cestoda; Diphyllobothriidea; Diphyllobothriidae
Source: the annotation of a GenBank genome assembly
AUGAACAUGUCAGCGGUUGAAUUUCCCCUUCCUCCACCUGACGAUAAGGAGGGAAGUAAUGCUGCCUCGACUUUAUGCGAUUCUCCGCGACCUCUUCCUGAACCACCUGUAACUUUACGUCUCAACAUGACUGUUCUACUACCCGUUGUAAUUAAAGAAAUCUCUGUGACCUCCGCCUGCGUUAUCUAUUUCUCCUCCCAGAUGGCGUUAGAAUCAGUGGGCGUACCGGAACUGCAACAGGCACCGACCUUUGAAUUUCCUCCUCCACCACAAACAACGCCACCUCCCGUAUCAACCAACACCGGUUUGCCCGCUUCCCUGUCAUCUCCCGCCCCGCUUAAAACGGGUGAAUAUCGUACUCCAACCAAGUCUGUUGGCGCGCUUUCAAGGUCCACCGAUUGCAUAGAUGUCCACGACAACACACUUUCCGUAUCACGUAAGUUUAAUUCCCUGGGGGUUUUGACUUCCUCAUGCCGUCCAGACCUCCCUUUACGUCGUUUUGCGCCUUUUUCCCCUGUAAAUAUUAGCUUAACAGAUUGUAUACGUCUUACGCUUUAUUUUCCGAUGACCAUUUUAGUCGCCCAUGGUCAACUCAGCCGUCACUGUGUCCUGUCUGAGGUUCUGUAG